Messenger RNA from Oncorhynchus tshawytscha (Chinook salmon), 2746 nucleotides. RefSeq names its product E3 ubiquitin-protein ligase pellino homolog 2. The transcript has 7 exons. The record is from RefSeq and is a predicted model, not a curated record. NCBI's taxonomy places the organism in Eukaryota, Metazoa, Chordata, Actinopteri, Salmoniformes, Salmonidae. Gene Ontology annotation, molecular function: protein binding; ubiquitin protein ligase activity. Gene Ontology annotation, biological process: regulation of Toll signaling pathway; protein polyubiquitination. The coding region runs from base 251 to 1567 and encodes 438 amino acids.
CUACAGAACAGUUUUGUGUCGCGCGGGCCUUAAAUUAGUAGCUUUUUCUACAUUCUUUUCAAAAGAUGCUCGCUCACGGAAUCAAAACAAUCAAACGAAGAACAAGAAUUCUCAAGAAACUCUUGCCUCUAAUCAAACUCGGAUAGAAUUCAAAUCAAGAAACUUCCACGUAGUUUGAAGGGUGUAUUUGUGAUUUUAUUUCACUACUAUCGCUCUCGAACGUUUACAAGACCAAGCUCGCGCCAGUCUGAUGAAUUCGCCGAACCAGGACGAAGAUGAUGUGCCCGUUAAAGACCCGGUGAAAUACGGCGAGCUGGUCCUACUGGGGUACAAUGGCUCUCUGCCCAGUGGAGACCGGGGGAGGAGGAAGAGCCGCUUCGCUCUGUACCGGAGGACCAAGGCCAACGGAGUCAAACCCAGCACUGUUCACAUCCUCAACACACCACAGGACAGCAAGGCAGUCCACAGCAGGGGGCAGCACAGCAUCUCCUUCACUCUGUCCCGCAACCAGACAGUGGUGGUGGAGUACUGCCACGACAACGACACUGACAUGUUUCAGAUUGGGCGCUCCACAGAGUGUCCAAUAGACUUUGUUGUGACAGACACAUCAGGAGAGGGGAAGGAGUGCGAGGACCCCUCAGUGGCCCCCAGCACCAUCUCCCGCUUCGCCUGCAGGGUGGUGUGUGAACGCAACCCCCCCUACACUGCACGCAUCUACGCCGCUGGCUUUGACUCCUCCAAAAACAUCUUUCUAGGGGAGAAAGCCACUAAGUGGAAGAACCCGGACGGCCACAUGGAUGGCUUGACCACCAACGGGGUGCUGGUGAUGCACCCUGAGGGUUUCCCUGAGGACAACAGACAGGGCCUGUGGAGGGAGAUUUCUGUUUGUGGGGACGUCUACGCCCUCAGAGAGACACGCUCUGGACCCAGCCGAGGCAAACUGGCGGAGGGAGAAAGCAGUGCCUUGCGGGAUGGUUCUCUGGUGGACCUGUGUGGAGCCACUCUGCUGUGGCGUACUGGGGAGGGCCUGCUCCACGCUCCCACCCUCCGCCACCUGGAGGCACUGCGACAGGAGCUCAACGCUGCCCGGCCACAGUGUCCUGUAGGCCUCAGUACUCUGGCAUUCCCUAGCCUGCCACGCAGCCACAGUUUUCCUUUUCUCCCCAGUCUGGAGGAGCGCCAGCCCUGGGUUUACCUCACCUGCGGACACGUACACGGCCGCCACGACUGGGGCCAGCGCCCCGAGCGCCGGGAGGCGAGAGGAGGAGAGGGGGAAGGAGGGAUCUCCACAGUCCGCCGGGAGUGCCCUCUAUGCAGGAGCGUGGGGCCCUACGUACCCCUGUGGCUGGGGUGUGAGCCCGCCGUGUACGUGGAUGCUGGAGCACCUACGUACGCGUUUGUACCCUGCGGCCACGUGUGUUCAGAGAGGACAGCCAAGUACUGGGCGGAUACCCCGCUGCCCCAUGGGACCCACGCCUUCCGGCCCACCUGUCCCUUCUGCUCUGCCCCUCUCAGCAGCACCCCACAGGGCUGGACACGCCUCAUCUUCCAGGGCCCCAUCGACUAGCCAGGGCCCCCACGGAUGCAUUCCACAACUACUACGCAACAGUGGAACCAACAAAGUCACAAAACCAAAGGCCCAAUCCUAACUUGAGAUAAUUGUGUAUAACUAAUAUGAAUAUUUCUCCAAUUUACACUACAUCCAUGGUGAUGUUAGACAUGUGUUAACGUCAUUUUAGGAUCUGUGCUGUAGUUUGCAUUAGGCACAUUUCUCUCAAGUUAAGAUUUGGCCAUAACAGAAUCUCCCUUCAAAAGCAAUAAGAACACCACUAUAGCGAAGCAUAGUUUUUAGAUAACCUCGUUUUUUGGCUAGUCAUCCAUGUCUCCAAUUCUGUCUCUCUUCAGACAUGGCUGAAUGUUGUCUGCAGCUCAAGGGCUAAACCUGAGGUGUGUUGAAGUCACUGGAUGUUCAUGAUUGCUGGUUUCCUGACAAAAUCAUCUCAGCCCAAUUUUGAACCAAUAAUGUAAUGAUGCUACUUCAGUGUAUAUUCCCUUUGACAAAUAUGAAUUAUCUGGAAAACAUGACAUUGUAAUAUUUUGCCAAGCGGUUCAACCCCACAGUACCAGUAACUUAUUCUACAGUUGCAAAUAUAAGUGAUGUUGGUGAACAUUCUGCAGUUUGACCACACCUCAGGUUUGUGACCAAACAGACAGACAGGGUCCGUGUCAUGAGACAUAGCAGAAAGGUCAGAAAGCGUGACAUAAAGUAACCUCAUAAGACAUUUUUUUUCAAAGAAAAUAACUUUUAUAAAAAUGGGGGGUGUUUGGGGUGGGAUGGGUUGGGAUUUCAUUUAGAUGUUGAGUGUUAAGAUACAACUAUUUUUCUAUCUUGAGUAUUUAGUUAAAUGUGAUUUCUCAAUGUAUGCGUUUUCUGUAAGUGUAUGAUGUAUUAUGUGUUCGAUGAAACGAGGAGAGUGAGAAAAAAUUGCCAACACUGUGUCACACACGUUACACGACCAUAAACAAUUGCCCAGACAAUGAAUGUAGCCAAAUACUCAGGCUAUACUAGCUUCGCCUGCCCAGGUGCUUGUAUUGAAUUGCUCUAUAUUAUGCUACUACUAUUUUUUUAUCUGAACGUUGUGAUAUACAGUACCAGUUGACACAUCUACUCAUUCAAGGGUUUUUCUUAAUAUUUUACUAUUUUCUACAUUUUAGAAUAAUAGUGAAGACAUCAACUAUGAAAUAA